Messenger RNA from Portunus trituberculatus (swimming crab), 4103 nucleotides. Its product is annotated as zinc finger CCCH domain-containing protein 18-like. The record is from RefSeq and is a predicted model, not a curated record. Lineage: Eukaryota; Metazoa; Arthropoda; Malacostraca; Decapoda; Portunidae. Bases 202 to 3108 code for a protein of 968 amino acids. Gene Ontology annotation, molecular function: metal ion binding. The transcript is spliced from 18 exons.
GCACCGCCCCAGACCGAGACCGACCAUUGCUGAGUACAGAGGGACGGUUGCUCGCGUCCUCAUAUUUUCAUCACUCCUGCACGCCCACGCCCGGCCCCGCACGCCUGCACGCCUCUCCUCGCUCUUUGGUGACCACCUGAGGGUGCUGGAGCGGUGAAGUGACCUCGGAACUGACUAAAGCUGGUCUGACCUGGAUUUGCAAUGAGCAGCAUGGAGGGGUCUGAGCCGGGCAGCCCCGGGGGUGAGUGGGACGACCCCAUGAGCCCCACGUCCAGCCAGCAGGGCACCCCGGCCAGCCCCAUGUGCCAAGAUGGUCCCACCAGCCCGGAUGGCCCUGAACCUGAGGGUCCCACUAGCCCUGCCUGUCCUGCCAGCCCCCAGAGCUCCACCUCAGACAGCUCCAGCAGCCCCGACAGUGACAGGAGCCGCAGCCCCAGCCCCACCCCUGCUGCCCUCCACAGACCCCCUAGCCCCCAGAGCCCUGAGCCAGGCCCUGAUACUCCAGGGGACCCAAGGAUCUCUGCUCAAAGCCCCCAGGACCCCAGGACCCACCACAUUGAGUCCCCAAUCCCGCAGGACCCCCGGACCCAGGGCAGGAGGGGGGCCAGGGAGGCGUGGGAUCGCAAUGUGAUGCCCAAGGCCCCAAUGAGCCCCGAGGACCCCGCCAGCCCCGACUCUGCCCCGGAGGAGGGGGAGGAAGGAGAAGUGGAGCCCCCAGCCAGCCCCUCCAAGGAAGAUAGACUGUCGGAGAUAUCUGAAGGGGACUCAUCGCUGAACUGUGACCUGGGUGACGAGGAGGAAGAAGAAGAACCACAACAGCAACAGAAGAAGGACCACCUGGAGGAAAAGGAAGAUGAAGAGGAGGAGGAAGAAGAAGGGGGAGUGAAGAAGAAGGUGGAGGAGAGAGAGAGAAGAGGUCAAAGGUCAGAGAGGGGCAGUGACCCACCCCAGAAGGUCAAGAGGAAGAGUGACGAGGGACUUGGACUGAAGGAUGAGCUGGACUUUGAGGCAGAGAGAGAGAGUGGAGAGGAGGAGGGGGAGGAGGGAGAGGAAGGUGAGGAGGGUGAGAAGGGAAAGAGGAAGGUGGAUGCUGAGAACAGAGAGGACGGAGAGCUGAGUGAUGAUGACGAUGAUGACUCCCUCUUGAGACAGGAACCCAAGACUGUCUGCCGGUUCUUCAACAAGGGACAGUGUACGUGGGGCACCAACUGUCGGUUCCUGCACCCUGGCGUGUCUGACAAGGGUAACUACAAUAUGUUCGCGCCGCCCAAGCCACAGUCCAACACUGACAAGGAAGAGGACAGCGAGCGUGGCAGGCCAAGAGAGGUGCGUCGCUUCAUUCCAGAGCCGUCGCCCUUUGAGUCUGCCUGGGAAAGAGGACUGCGCUAUGCUAAGGAGAUGAUGAAGCGAGCAAACAAGAGGAAGGAAACGGAUGCAGACUUUGAGGAGAAGCGCUUUAACUUGAGCUUGGGGCAGGCAGAGCUGGACCGAGAGAAUGACUACUACACUCGCCCUGCCUCGCCAGUCUUCAAGCAGCCUGAUGAGAUUAUUGACCAGUACCUUGACCCUUAUGAAAAGCAGGCUAUUAGGCACUUCAGAGGAGGUCACUUUGAGAACUUUGAGGUGAGGUACAAUGUUGACCCGCGCUACAACAACAUGAGAGGCGGACAUGAGAGGUCGCGCCGGGACAAGUUUGAGAGGGAAGUGUCCGAACGCAUCCAGAGAAGACCUCGCACUACUUCUGGGGGCGAUGAGAGGUACGCGCGGGGCCGAGUGUGGCAGGAUGACCGGUACAUGGAGGUGGCGUCGACAGGGGGCAGUGGCCGGGGGGAGGCGGAGGCAUGGGCUGAUCCAUGGGCCAGGAGGAAGACGCCCCCUCGCCUGGCCCGCAAGAAGAAGACCUCUCGUACUCGCAGUUACUCCUCAGGCUCCUCCUCUCGCUCAUCCUCUAGCACUCGUAGCCGUAGUGGAAGCAAGUCAAGCCGCACCAGUAUUGCCAGCCGCAGCAGCCACUCCUCCUCCCACUCCCCAUCCCUCUCACCAGGACCCAGACGCCAACCCAACCCCAGGAUCAAUGCUGGUCGUGCCGGGGAGAAGGGCGGCGUGAGGCAGCCCCCACCACCAGUGCGCAACCGCCCCAGCCCACCUCCCCCGAUGCGUGGCCGCACUAGCCCCCCACCGCCAAUGCGAGGCCGCCCCAGCCCUCCACCCCCAAUAAGAGGCCGCCCCAGCCCCCCACUUGUCCGCGGCAGGCCCAACUCCCCCCCAAUGCGCAGUCGCCCCAGCCCCCCUCCCAUCCGUGGCAGACCCACAUCCCCACCCAUGAGAGGCCGAGUUAGCCCCCCGCCCUCCUCCCGCCAGCCCCUGCCACGGAGACCUGAGGCGAGGGACCCCAGAAUGGACCGAGGGGAGAGAGUGGACCGGUUUGGGCGUAUGAGGAAAGCCAGUCACCACAGUUACUCGCGGUCACGGUCCAGAUCACGGUCCAGGUCCAGGUCAAACUCCAGGCCACCACGCAGACUGGGCCGCACUUUCUCCUCCAGUCGGUCCAGGUCCAGGUCGGCCACCAGGUCCAGCUCAGCCACUUCCCGCUCCAGAUCCAGGGGCCGUAGCAUCACCCGGUCCAGGUCGCGCUCUCAUUCCAGGUCCCGCUCCAGAUCAUCCUACUCACGGUCCAGCUCUGCCUCCAGUGUGGAUAGCAGGCGGAGGGCGAUGAGUGACAAGAGACGCAUGACUCAGGGCACUGUCUCCUACGGCCAAGCUAAGAGCAAGGCCAUGGAUCCAGUCAAGUUGUCCGGACAGAAGCAACAAAUCAAGCUCACCCUGAAGGGCCCCGCACUGAAGCGCCUGGAGAAACCGGUGCUGCCCCAGGAGGAUGACAGUGGCGAGUCGGAUACUGGUGGUGCGAAGCUGAUCAGGAAACGCAAGGCUGAGAGUCCCCCUCCUGAAGCACCGCCACCCAAGGUCACCCCCCGCAGCCCACCACCGGCCCCAGCACCACCUCCGCCCAGCAAGAAGCCUCAGGCCAACAGACGCGAAGAACUCCUCAAACAACUGCGAGCGGUGGAGGAUGCCAUUGCUCGGAAACGCACCAAGCUGCCCACCUAGUCAGCCAGGCCACCACCACUCCUUGCUGCGUGGUGACCCCCGCCUCUCUGCCGCAGGUUGGGGUGACGGCCGGGACAGUCAUGCCAGAGAAGAUGCUCAUCACCACCACCACCACUACCACCACGCCACACCUCAGUGUACAUAACAAGGACUGGUCGGCAGUGCGCCACUCCCCCACCACCACCACAUCCUGCCGGCCCCCGCUGCUGCCACCCCACCAGUCAGGGUGGCUCAGCAGGUGGCAGCUGGCAGGUCCUUCACCGGGUGGUGUGGGCGACCUUGAUUCUUCUUCCCACUCAUCAGUGAGACACGUUUCAGUCAUUGACAUUCAUUGUAUCAUGUACCGCGUAGUGACCCUUCCCUAGUGCUGCCUUACUCAAGGUGCUCAGCCCGGCGGCCCCGGCAUGCCCCUGCCCCGCCCCACCGGCCGCCACACGCCAGUUCUCAUCAUUGUUUGGCGCCAAGCCUCUCUUUUAUUGUCUCUUCAGGAAAUUGUGGCGAGGGAAAGUGACUGUAGUAUAAUUGCUGUUCUUCCUCUUGCUUGCAAGCGACCAUCGUCUCCGGUGGCAGCAACAGCAGCCACGCUCGGCGCCUGGGUCAUGUGCUGUGCAUGUUGCUCUCAUGAAUCAUUCCAGCACAGCAGAGACACACAGGAGGGUUGCAACACAGUGACGUCCCUGAGUGCACCACAGGCAGGACCUCCCGACCCGUGCCCCUCCUGCCGUGCUGCAUUGUGCUUCCUGCAGUAUCCUUCACCAAGCCGUCAAUGUUCAGUGACGCGCCAGACAGCAUGGGGUCUGGGAUGCCAGUGGUGACUUGGAGUGUAGCGCAGUGCAGUUACGAGGUGCGGCUCAAUGUACACUGAGAACACCGCUGCCUGUCUACUGGUAGCAGCAGGAAUGCAAGGGACGGACUGCGUUGCGUUGUAACGCAGAAACUGAUGUAAGAUUUUGUCUUUUUAAAGUGAGUAAGGCUCAUAUACCUUUUUUGCAUCA